AUGGGUCAUCUUGGAACAGACCGACCUACCUUGAUUUCCUGCCCUCUAUCAGCUUAUUGGCCUCUCCCUGCAGCUGGUGUCAGUGGCAGCAUGGUCUUCUGUUUGGAAAACAAGAUGCCGCACCGCCUGCUGGGAAGCGCCAUGGUCCACUUCCAUGCCUCGGAAGUCCAGCAGCUGCUACACAACAAGUUCGUGGUCAUUUUGGGGGACUCCAUCCAAAGAGCUGUGUAUAAGGACCUGGUGCUUCUGCUCCAGAAAGACACACUGCUCACGGCUUCCCAGUUAAAAGCCAAGGGGGAGCUGAGCUUUGAACAGGAUCAGCUGGUGGCUGGGGGCCAGCUGGGAGAGCUGCACAACGGGACACAGUACCGAGAGGUCCGCCAGUUCUGCUCUGGUUCUGGCCACCACCUUGUGCGCUUCUACUUCCUCACCCGUGUUUACUCCGAGUACCUUGAGGACGUCUUGGAGGAGCUGUCAUAUGGACCUGCCCCUGACCUAGUGAUCAUCAACUCCUGCCUCUGGGAUCUCUCCAGAUAUGGCCGCUGCUCAAUGGAGAGCUACAGGGAGAACUUGGAACGAGUGUUUGUACGAAUGGACCAGGUUUUGCCAGACUCUUGUCUGCUGGUGUGGAACUUAGCAAUGCCUUUGGGGGAGCGUGUCACUGGGGGUUUCCUCCUGCCAGAGCUCCAGCCCCUUGCAGUCUCUCUGCGACAGGAUGUGGUUGAGGGGAACUUCUACAGUGCUACAUUAGCCGGGAACCACUGUUUUGACGUCUUAGAUCUCCACUUCCAUUUCCGGCAUGCUGUACGUCACCGUCAUCGAGAUGGUGUCCAUUGGGACCAGCAUGCACACCGCCACCUCUCACACUUACUUCUGACCCAUGUGGCUGAUGCCUGGGGUGUGGAGCUACCGAAACAUGACCGUCUCCCAGGUCUCCAGCCUCUCUUGGGUUCUAACUCCUAAGGCAGACCAUGAACCUUUAGAGCCUUCUGAGAGCCUGAGGUUGUUUUCAGAAGGAGAAAAUAGAUAAAGAAGGAGGAGAACAGCGUAGAGGAAAGUUAAGCCAGCAUAUGCUCUUGUCUGGGGUUCAGCCUCAACCUGACUGUGCAGACAGAUCUGAGACAGUGAACUGUGCUAUACAGUAGAUUCCGCCGUAUCAGCCUUUGGUGGUGCCUCUUCCUUGAAGGACAGGAAGAAGGAAAUAGAAGUUGGAGAACUGAAUCUCUCAGCCUGAAACGCAACACCCAUCUGCUGAAGGCUUUUAACUGCAGGCGGAAGCAAUCAUCCAUGGACUGGGAACUGCAAACAGUGGGAGUGGGCACACUGUUGGUAAAGGGGACCUCAGUGGGGAGUCAGCAACAUAUGGCAGUGGAUCUGGUGAAAAGUUCAACAAACCUGGAUUGUUCGUGUCAUGUUCAUUCAUGAAAACUGUUUGGCUUGGGGCUGGAGAAAGCUCGGCGGUUAAGAGUACCUUCCUACACUUCCAGAGGACUAGAGUUCAGUUCCCAGCACCCACAUCAGGUGGCUCACAACUGCCUGUAUUACAACUCCAGCUCCAGGUGAUCCAAUACCGUAAUCACAUGAGUAUAUGAUUUUUUUUUUAAACUUCAGAAUUGGUUAGCUCUUGCUGGGCUCUCUAAGGAGCCGGUUUCUAAGUCGUUGAGAUAUCCUGUUCAAUAUAAGCAUACACAAAAGUCUUAGAUCCCAUCCCAUUAAUAGUCUGCAUUAACAAUAUGAUCUUUGCUGGGGACUUGGACCAGAAAUUAGCUUUACCUUGGCUUCUAAAGGUUUGAACUCAACCAACAUGGGCAGUCAACUAUACCUGUGUGACUGAUCUUCCAAUAAAGUUUUGGACACCGAGGGUCCAGUGAAUUUCUCUCACUGACAGAACUUGGUAAACACUGUCAUAUACACAGCUGGGAGGAGUAAGUGCUGCCUACCUGAUUCCGUUUUCAGAUAAACAACCGGAAGCUCACUCCAAUGUACAUUGUUCUACUGUUGGUUUUAAUCUACCUGCAGCUUUCUUGGUCCUAAGCCAUGACCAUUAGUAUAACCACUCCUGGGAAUUCUGAUAAACCAUUGAGCAAGAGCAGCUCUGUCAUCUGAAGAUGGAUUCACCAAGACAGUGUUAAUUCAUUAAAUAUGAUGGAAUCAUUUGUACAGGGGUAACACACUGUAUUAAAUAUGUAAGGUCUUAUAUACGUGGGUUUGAUUACAAAAACUAAUAAAGUAUUCUCUAAAUUAAAAAAAAAAAGAAGAUAAACUACAGACUUACCUGAGUGCUAUCUAGUGGAGGAGACAUUUUCUCAACUGAGGUUCCCCUUGCAAGAUAUCUCUAGCCUUUGGUCAAGUUGGCCAAAACUCUGUACAGGACACCAACUAGUGAUUAACUGUAUAAUAAAGCUGCUAAGUCUUCCUGCACUCACUAGGAUUCCACCAGAUAUUCUUGAAUGAAUGAAAUGAAAAGCAUAUUGAAUGAAAGAAACCACAUUACUCAAUGAAAGCACAAAGACUUGAUGAAAAUUUGAUUAAGAGAGAUAUCUUAGCACAGAGUUAGGUUAGGAUCUUGACUCAUUGCCCGAACACACAGGUUGAGUCCUUCCUGUCCCUAUACCUUCCCUUCCAAAUAGUCUUAAUCUGAUAUAUUGCUUCACUUUACCUCUCUGCCUCAUUUCUCACCCAUAAAGUAGAUGUGAUAAUAAUAAUAAUAACUUUUAUUAUAUAUUAUAUUAAUAAGUUAUAUACCUUAACUCAAUAAAAAUAUUGAGCUAAACUAUAAUAAAAAAAAUAUGAUGGAAUCACGAGUUGAGGAAAGGGAUAGGAGGGAGAAAUUCCCCGAUGGCUACUUAGUCACCCACAGCUUGGAAAUGAAGCAACUCCAUGAUCGGUUAGAGGAAGUCAAAACUGUCAGCAGAAUUCAUUGAUGGCAGAGCUAAUCCUGGGAGAAUUGUUUAGGAACCUGUCCAGAAAGCAGGAUAAUAAACAAAACCCUCAAGAAACUAGAAAGGGUUCACAAAAAUAGAGGAAGAAUAUUUGAAAGUUAGUUUUAGAAACUUCAAAUAGAAAAAAAAUUUGCAAAACUUUUUUUUCCCUGGUGUAGUGAAGUGAACUUCACCAAGUCAUUCAAGGGAGUAGGGCUUCAAGCUCCCCACUUCUUCUUGGGGGCCUGGAAUGAAAACUCCCCAGCAGUCAAGGACCUCUCUCCCUUUCUUGUUCUUGUGGUUGGUGGUCCAAGGCUCCUUAAUCCUCGGAGGCUGGUAACCCCUAAGCUCCACCACCCUGCAGUUGUAGCUGAAUUCAUACCAAGAAACAAGCUUGACAAAGUUGUUAUUGAGAACGAUGCCAGCCCCAGCGUCAGGAGUGAUAGUGUUAAAGUCACAGGAAACAGCCUGCUUCUCCUCCUAUAGCCCCAAAUACCCUCGGAUGCCGGCUUUACUACCUUUUAAAAACAAUUUAAAUUUAUUUUCUGUGUAUGAGUGUUUUGCCCGCAUGUAUGACAGUGUCAUGGCAUGUCUGGUACCCGCAGAGAUCAGAAGAAAGAUUGGCAGCUUUUUUUUUUUUUUUGGUUCUUUUUUUUUUUUUUUCCGGAGCUGGGGACCGAACCCAGGGCCUUGGGCUUCCUAGGUAAGCGCUCUACCACUGAGCUAAAUCCCCAGCCCCUGAUUGGCAGCUUUCUUAAGGCAGCAGGUCAGAUCUACAACAGACACAUUGUGGGAAAGAACAUGGGAGGCCGUGCCAGUGAGCUUCCUGUUCAGCUCUCGCUUGCCCUUUUCCAUGACCUUGACAGUGCCAGUGGAUGCAGCAAUGAUGUUUUGGCAGUGCCACAACCAUCAUGCCUUUCCCAGCGAGGUUGUCCAUGAGUUUUUGGGUGGUGGUGAUGUCAUGCUGUGGUCCCCCUAUGAUGGAUACCACAGUUGUCAUGGAUGACCUUGGCUGGAGAGGGGGGAGGCUAGCAUUCGGAGGCACAGGAAGCAUUGCUGACAAUCUUGAUUGAGUAAGUGUGGUACUUCUUAUGGUUCACUCCAUCGCAAACAUGGGGGCAACAGGAGAAGGGGCAGAAUGAUCACUUUUGCCCCCACCCUUCAAGUAGACCCUGGCCUUCUCCAUCAUGGUGAAGAUGCCAGUUGACUCCACAGUAUACUUGGGACCAGCAUCGUCUCAUCUGGUGCUGACAGGAUCCUGUUCCUGGAAGCUAGAAACUGUCUUCCCAUUGAUGACAAAUUUCCUGUUCUCAGCCUUAAUUAUUCCAAGGAACUGGCCAUGGGUGGAAUCCUACUGAAACGUGCAGACCAUGUAGUUGAGGUCAUCGAGGCAACCUUACCAGAGUUAAAGCAGCCCUAGUGACCAGUGCCCAACAUGGCCAAACAGGGAGGAUCAGAGUGCCUAAAUCAUUUAAUAAAUCUUUUAAUAAACUGGAUGCGGUAAUCUGUGCACACUUGUACUCCCAGCAUUCUUUUGGCAGAGUCAGGAGGCUCAGAAGCCCAAGGUCAUCCCUGGUACAUAGAGAUCAGUCUAGGAGGGUGGUUUGAAAGAAAAUGGUUGCCAUAGGCCAUAUGGAGUGGCAUUAUUAGGAGAUGUGGCCUUGUUGGAAUAGGUUCUUCGUGGUAGGAGGUGUGCCACUAGGAGGCUGGUUUUGUUUUGGGGGUUUUUUGUUUUUUUUAAGAUUUAUUAUGUAUACAGCAUUCUGCCUGCAUGUAUACCUAUAUACCAGAAGAGGACACUAGGUGUCAUUACAAAUGGUUGUGAGCCACCAUGUGGGUGCUGGGAAUUGAAUUCAGGACCUCUAGAAGAACAGUCAAUGCUCUUAACCACUGAGCCAUCUUCCCAGCCCAGGAGGCUGGUUUUGAGGUCUCAGGUGCUCAAGCCACAGCCAGUGUAAGCAGCCUCUUCCUGAUGACUGAAGAUCCAGAUGUAGAAUUUUCACACAAUUUCUGCUGUGCACCGCCAUGCUUCCUGCCUGGUGACAAUGGACUAAACCUCUGAACUGUUAGCCAGCCCCGAUUAAAUGUUUUCCUUUGUAAGACUUGCCAUGUUCAUCUUGUCUCUGCACAGCAAUAAAAGCCUAACUAAGGCACUGGGCUAUAUAGAACUCAUAGAGUCCUACCAGAUCAUAGUGUAUGUGAAAUUAGAAUUACUGGUGCUUCCUACAUAGAAAAAGAUUACGUACAUAUAAUGAAAAAGAUGAAAUGGAAUCAGAAUUUUAUUUAUUCAUCAUAUUCUUUUUUUUUUCCAGAGCUGAGGACUGAACCCAGGGCCUUGCGCUUGCUGGGCAAGCGCUCUACCACUGAGCUAAAUCCCCAACCCCUAUUCGUCAGAUUCUUUAACGUUUCAUUUAGAGAGCGAGGUUUGCUGUCCUGCUCAUGCCAUCUUUGAGCUCUUCUUGACCCCACCCGUCCUACUAGGUUGUUCCCUGAAACAUACACUUGCCCUGUGAUAUCCAAAGAUCCUCCAUGUGACUCUUGGUGAUAGAAACCAGGCCCUGUAGGUGACCGAAUAUGAACUCGCUGUUGUGUCCCUGGAGUCAUGGUCUUUUGAUCUGCCUUUGUGUCUCCAAGUACCAAGUGGCCUGGACCAAAGGCUUAGCAGGACAUGUGUGUGAGGAGAUGAUGAGUAGUUCAGGGACUGAGAGGGGCAUACAAGAGCUCUGAGGAAGAGUCUGGAAGAAGGGAGUAGAGUUCAGUCUGAGAUGUACUGCUGUUGGUAUUUCUGUUGUCUCUCCUCUCUUUUAGAGCUUUCUGAGACUUGGCUGAGUGUGGGUUUUCUGCUGGAAGCCCAGAAGCCCUCAAUCUGUUCAGAUAGUGGCCUGCAAGUCAAGGAAGCAGGGUCUUGCCUGUGUGCAUUGGCCCCAUGUUCAGAAAGUCUGUGCUUUAAAAAUAUAUCCUGUUAGCUUUUAUUAUCAACUUGACACAUCAGAGAGGAAAACCUAACUGAGGAAACACAGAGAUGAGAUCAGCCUACGCAGGAUUGUCUUGAUUGCUAAUCAGUGUAUGAGGGCCUAGCCCACUGUGGGCAGCACCAUUCCCUAAACAGUGGUUCUGGCCUAUAUAAGAAUGCUAGCUAAGCAGGGCCCUAAUAGCUAACCAGCAGGGUUUCGUCUGUUUUCUGUCUCAAGUACCUGCUUGAGUUCUGCCUCAACUUCCCUGAAUGAACCUGUAAUCAGAAAUAAAUCCUUGCUUUCCCUAA
Molecule: messenger RNA, 6183 nt
Organism: Rattus norvegicus (Norway rat)
Lineage: Eukaryota; Metazoa; Chordata; Mammalia; Rodentia; Muridae
Gene: Pced1a
Product: PC-esterase domain containing 1A
Source: RefSeq, a predicted model, not a curated record